Molecule: messenger RNA, 1071 nt
Organism: Cordyceps fumosorosea ARSEF 2679
Lineage: Eukaryota; Fungi; Ascomycota; Sordariomycetes; Hypocreales; Cordycipitaceae
Product: DUF636 domain protein
Exons: 1
Coding region: 1-1071 (356 amino acids)
Molecular function (GO): carbon-sulfur lyase activity
Source: RefSeq, a predicted model, not a curated record
AUGGAAUCAACUACAGAAACUCGUACGGUUGAGGCAAAAUGCUACUGUGGUGGCGUACACUUCAACCUCGAUAUACCUGUCGCGGACCUGCCGCUCAAGGCCUACUUUUGCCACUGCAGCAUAUGUCGCUAUAACACGGGCACUCUGGCCAAUAUGCACGCCAACCUUAGCCAAGGCGUCGAACCGAAAUGGGUUGCGCCGUCGAGUAGCGAAAGCCUGGUGUCGUAUCAUAUAGACGGUGUCGGAUACACACCAAAGUCGUGCUCGACUUGUGGCUGUCACAUUGGCGCCGUUGGAAACGACGACGGAGGGUGGACGCUGGCAACAGCCGUCCUGAAAGAACAUGGCCGCGACCUUGUCAAGAUCACCUCGCACGUCUUCAGCAAGUCCGCUGGAGACGGCGGGCUGUCGGGCAUCCUUACGCACGUCCAGGGCAAGGAAAUAGCCACCUGGAACCCAAAGGACGACCAGCCGAGCGCAGCCGCCCCAAAGUCCAAGCCCGAAGCCGGCGCUGACGGACAGGAGAGGCUCCGGGCGCAGUGCCGCUGUGGCGGUGUCUCCUUCACCGUACCCCGACCGAACCGGGCCAUGGCUGAACACGCCUACGCGAAGCACUUUGUAUCACCGCUCGACCCGAACAAAUGGUACGGCACGCUUGAUGUCUGUGAUGACUGCAGGCUCAUAAACGGGACGCCAGUGGCGUCCUGGAUCUUCGUUCCCCUCGACACGCUCGAGCCGACAAUCGGCGAGGACCUCCGCCUCGGCACGCUCAAGACGUAUGUGUCCUCGGAGGGCGUGACGCGCGCGUUUUGCGGCGUGUGCAGCGCGACAGUCUUCUUCCUGCAGCACAGUCGGCGCUACAACGAAGUGCCGGUGGUCGACAUCUCAACAGGGCUGCUCAGGGCGCCGGAGGGGGCCAUGGCGGAACGCUGGAUCACUUGGCGGACGCGGUCGUCCUUUGAGGGCGACGGGCUUGCUUUUGACAAAGAUAUGGCGGAGGGAAUCGUCGAGGGCAUGAAGAAGUGGACAGCGGAGAGAAAUGGCGGACAUGUUUUGACGGGCGAGAUUUGA